This is a messenger RNA of Megalobrama amblycephala (Wuchang bream), 705 nucleotides long. RefSeq names its product endonuclease domain-containing 1 protein-like. The record is from RefSeq and is a predicted model, not a curated record. Lineage: Eukaryota; Metazoa; Chordata; Actinopteri; Cypriniformes; Xenocyprididae. Gene Ontology annotation, molecular function: nucleic acid binding; hydrolase activity; metal ion binding. The transcript has 4 exons. The coding region runs from base 1 to 705 and encodes 234 amino acids.
AUGCCUGUUUUCUCAGCCUACAAAUAUACUGGGCAUUAUACAGGAAGACAAUGUCCUCGAUGGAUGAUUGAGCCACAGCUUGAAACUGAUGGGGAAACAUAUGGGGAAAUGCGUGAACCAUGUGUCAGUCAGGCUUUCCCAGGAGACUACUGGGCAAAGAAGGAAUUGGAUCGUGGUCACUUAUUUCCCAACAGCCAUGCAGCUGAUAACAUCACUGCUGAAUCUACAUUCACAAUGACCAAUACUGUGCCGCAGUAUAUCAGCUUUAAUAAUGGUAGUUGGCGUAUCAUGGAGGAAAAUGUUAGAAAUGUCAUGGAUUCUCACUGCCGUGACAAAGACAACCCUACUAAUACCUUAGCAUAUGUGCUGACAGGAGCUGUGUCAAGCCCUGCCAACCUCUUGAAUAAAAGAGUUAACAUUCCCUCACACAUGUGGACAGUGUUCUGCUGCUAUAAUGGUACAGCAUGGGUGUCUCAAGCUCACUGGGAUGAAAACAAAGGAAGUAAUGUAAACACAAUCAAUGCAAAAUCUCUGGACAAAUUUCAGUCUGAGUUUCUGCAGAAAAAAUAUGGUCCAGGAUUCAUACCGUUCAACGGGGGAGCCUGUGGGAAGAGGGAACCUAUAGGAGCCACUAGACUGAGGGUCUCUGGUGGAGCUGAAGGGACUCCCCAGAGACAGCACAGGGCUGCAAGCAUCCAGCAGUGA